AUCGGCUACGGCACUACGAAAGUUCAUUACCUGUUGAAAGGAUCUCAUGGACUCCCGGGUUUUCAAGGCUGGUAUGUUGAACAUGGCAAGAAGAGAUUAGACAAUCAAUUUGCUUGGGGUCAACCCUCUAUAUUGACAACUACAGGAAGUAAUAUUGCCGAUAGAGAUGAUUUCACUUUGUCAAAAAGAGGCAUUAUGGAUGCUCAACUACUAGUGGCAGGGCUGAUAGCCACCGUAAGCUUCGCCGCGGCCUUCACAGUUCCGGGAGGUUAUAAUGACGAUGGAAUGGCAGUUCAUGCUGGCAGGCCAUUUUUUAAAACCUUUGUGAUGUCUAACAAUUUUGCGUUCCUUUUCUCCGCCGUGGCAAUAUUCUUACAUUAUGCAAGUUUAACGUUCAGCUAUGGUCAAAAGCCGAAAUAUAUCCCGACCGUGGAAGGUUGCAUUCAAAUUGCUAUGCUCGGGCUGUUCGUAGCCUUUUAUGUGGGGCUGAAUCUGGCACGGGAGAGGCUCCCCGAGAGUAUCGAGGAAGGAGUCCAUUUUUGUGUUACGUAUGGACUUCUCUUUGCCGUGUGCUUCUUGUAUGAUUUAUCUGACCACGAGGCUCAUGCGUGGUUGCUACGUAGGGUACCCCUAGGAUAUAUGCGAAAGUUCUUGCUUGAUUGCGGGAUACACCGUAUCUUGUGCACGGGAAAUUUUCUUUUUGCUUUGUCAGCCUUCAAGUUCGAGCACUUUUAUGUCAGUUGUCCAAUUUAAAACCUGCCGUUAUCGACUGUUGGUUUGUACUCCGCUGAAGGUUUAUUGAAGAAUGUGAUGUUUACUAGCACAUAGUUGACGUUGCCGUUGAAUUGGAACUUGCCUUCGACUUCUA
Messenger RNA from Eucalyptus grandis, 868 nucleotides. RefSeq lists its product as uncharacterized. Gene Ontology annotation, cellular component: plasma membrane. The coding region runs from base 196 to 753 and encodes 185 amino acids. Lineage: Eukaryota; Viridiplantae; Streptophyta; Magnoliopsida; Myrtales; Myrtaceae. The record is from RefSeq and is a predicted model, not a curated record. Gene Ontology annotation, molecular function: protein phosphatase 1 binding; protein phosphatase regulator activity. The transcript has 2 exons.